This is a messenger RNA of Microthlaspi erraticum, 790 nucleotides long. Lineage: Eukaryota; Viridiplantae; Streptophyta; Magnoliopsida; Brassicales; Brassicaceae. The record is from the annotation of a GenBank genome assembly.
AUGGCAUCUUCGUCAUCAAUCAAAUCACGCCACGUGGCUGUAAUCGGAGCUGGAGCCGCCGGACUAGUGGCGGCGAGAGAGCUUCGACGAGAAGGUCACUCCGUCGUCGUUUUCGAGAGGCAGAAACAGGUCGGAGGAACCUGGAUCUACACCGAUCACGUCGAGUCCGAUCAGUUAAGCGUCGACCCGACCCGAAUCGUCGUUCACUCGAGCGUGUAUGGCUCUCUCCGAACUAACCUUCCUCGAGAAUGUAUGGGAUUCAGAGACUUCCCAUUCGCGAUCCGAUCCGAAUCAAUUGAUCCGAGAAGGUUUCCGAGUCACCCUGAAGUUCUAGCGUAUCUGCAGGAUUUCGCUAAGGAGUUUGGCAUCGAGAAGCUGAUCCGGUUCGAGACGACGGUCGUGCGCGUUUCUCCGGCGGCGGAAAGCGACGGCGGAGAAGGAAUCGGAAAAUGGAGAAUCGAAUCUACAGAGAAGGAGAAGAAAAUUCAUCGCGAUGAGAUUUACGAUGCAGUUGUUGUUUGUAAUGGACAUUACAUUGAACCUCGUCUCGCUGAAAUUCCUGGGAUAAGUUGUUGGCCAGGGAAGGAGAUGCAUAGCCAUAACUAUCGUCUUCCUUCACCAUUCAAAGAUCAGGUUGUUGUGGUUAUUGGAAGCUCUGCGAGUGCUGUUGACAUAAGCAGAGACAUUUCCGGGUUUGCCAAAGAGGUUCAUGUGGCUUCUUGGUCAAAUCCAGCUGAUACUUUUAUCAAGCAGAACGGUUACACUAACAUAUGGAUGCAUUCAAUGGUGA